AUGUGGAAGGGCCACAAGACAUUCAGUGCAAUUAUAAGCGCACUGGAGGGCAAAGCGAUCGUUCACGGUGGGAACAGUACACUUCAGAAUGGCAACACUGAGAAUCAGUUUGAUCAGCACGAGAAAUAUCCUUUGUCCGUUCUCAGAGGACCCAAAGAACACAUGCCAUCUGACGUGGACCCAUUAACCAAAGAGAUUUAUCUCACACACGACGACUUCGUGUCAACAUUUAACAUGCCCUACAAUCAAUUCCGCACUUUGCCGCUCUGGAAGCAAAAGAACAUCAAGAAAUCUGUCGGAUUAUUUUAA
Molecule: messenger RNA, 309 nt
Organism: Leptosia nina
Lineage: Eukaryota; Metazoa; Arthropoda; Insecta; Lepidoptera; Pieridae
Source: the annotation of a GenBank genome assembly